GGAUUUAUGUCGUAACUGCAGACAGACACAAGCUCAACACAGAAGUAGAAGAAGAGUUUCAGCACGUGCUCUCAGUUAACACAACUUCAUCUCACUUCAGAGAAGAGCUUGAAAUCUCACGAUGCCAGCUCAGAUCAUCUGCGGGAAAACCGUCUCAGCUCAGGUCAGAGGGAGGCUGAAGGAAGAGGUGGAAGGCAUGAGGAAGACUCAUCCCAAUUUCAAACCAGGCCUUGUGGUGUUACAGGUGGGAGACAGAGAGGACUCAAACUUGUACAUUAGCAUGAAGCUGAAAGCUGCUGCUGAGAUCGGGAUCAAUGCUGUACAUGUGAAACUUCCACGGACUGCAACUGAAGAUGAGGUUAUGCGCAGUGUAAUCGAAGUCAACGAGAACUCCACAGUUCAUGGGCUCAUAGUCCAGCUGCCUCUCGACUCCAUCCACACUAUCAAUACAGAAAGGAUUAUCAACGCUGUGGCUCCAGAGAAAGAUGUUGAUGGUUUGACGAGUAUAAAUGCAGGGAAACUGGCACGAGGUGAUCUUGGAGACUGUUUUAUCCCAUGUACUCCUAAUGGAUGUAUGGAGCUCAUCAAACAAACAGGAGUGUCUGUGGCAGGAAAAAGAGCUGUGGUAAUUGGCCGCAGUAAGAUUGUUGGUGCACCGAUGCACGACCUUCUCCUAUGGAAUCAUGCAACUGUAACAACUUGUCAUUCAAAGACUGCAGACCUGGCCUCUGAGGUGGGAAAGGCAGACAUCCUGGUGACUGGGAUUGGUAAAGCAGAGAUGGUUCGUGGAGAGUGGCUGAAGAAUGGUGCUGUGGUCAUUGACUGCGGGAUUAACACCAUCACAGACAGCAGCAGACCAAGUGGAAAGAGAGUUGUUGGAGACGUUCACUUCGACUCGGCCAAAGAUCAGGCUGCGUUUAUCACACCUGUACCUGGAGGAGUCGGCCCAAUGACUGUAGCCAUGCUCAUGCAGAACACAGUUCUGAGUGCCAAGCACUUCCUUCAAGCACAAGAACCUGGGAAGUGGAAUAUAAAUUACCCCAAACUCAACCUGCAAAGACCAGUUCCAAGUGAUGUCGCCAUCUCUCGCUCCUGUGUGCCUAAACCCAUCGAGUGUCUCGCUAAGGAGAUUGGUCUCUUUUCGGAUGAGGUUGAGCUCUAUGGCAGGACCAAGGCCAAAGUCCAGCUGAAAACAAUUGAUCGACUGCAGGCUCAACCUGAUGGCAAAUAUGUGGUUGUUACUGGAAUCACUCCAACUCCUCUGGGUGAAGGAAAGAGCACAACUACGAUAGGGCUGGUUCAAGCACUCGGGGCUCAUCUCAAACUUAAUGCAUUUGCAGCUGUGCGCCAGCCGUCACAAGGGCCAACGUUUGGCAUCAAAGGUGGUGCUGCUGGUGGGGGUUACUCUCAAGUCAUUCCCAUGGAAGAGUUCAAUCUUCAUCUGACUGGUGACAUUCAUGCAAUCACAGCAGCCAAUAACCUUGUAGCUGCUGCAGUCGAUGCUCGUAUCUUUCAUGAAGCCACCCAGUCUGAUAAGGCUCUCUUUAAUCGCUUGGUACCCUUGGCUGGAGGUCAGAGGAAGUUUUCCCCAGUUCAGAUCAACAGACUUGAAAAACUAGGCAUAAAGAAAACAGACCCCAGCACGUUAACAGAGGAGGAAAUCACACGCUUCGUCAGGCUGGACAUCGACCCUGAGUGCGUCACAUGGCAGCGAGUGCUGGACACAAAUGAUCGUUUUCUGAGAAAAAUCACCAUCGGCCAGUCUCCAACUGAGAAGGGCUUUACCAGAACUGCCCAGUUUGACAUCACUGUGGCCAGUGAGAUUAUGGCAGUUUUAGCUCUCACCACCGGUCUGGAGGACAUGAAGCAGAGACUCGCAAAAAUGGUGGUGGCCACCAGUCGCAGUGGGCAGCCCGUCACCACAGAGGAUUUGGGAGUGUGUGGAGCUCUGACAGUACUCAUGCGAGAUGCCAUCAAGCCCAACCUCAUGCAGACACUAGAGGGAAACCCUGUGUUUGUUCAUGCUGGACCUUUUGCAAACAUUGCGCAUGGAAACUCAUCAAUCUUGGCUGAUAAAAUUGCUCUGAAACUAGUUGGACCUCAGGGAUUUGUGGUCACAGAAGCAGGCUUUGGAGCAGAUAUUGGGAUGGAGAAAUUUUUCAACAUUAAGUGUCGUUACUCUGGUCUCAAGCCUCAUGUUGUGGUCCUGGUUGCCACAGUUCGAGCACUAAAGAUGCAUGGAGGUGGACCAACGGUCACUGCAGGUGCGCCGCUGCCGAAAGAAUAUAUUGAAGAGAAUCUGGCGCUGCUGGAGGCCGGCUGUAGUAACAUGAGGAAACAAGUGGAGAAUGCUCAGCUUUUUGGAGUUCCUGUAGUUGUAGCUGUCAAUGCUUUCAAGACAGACACAAAGGCUGAGCUGGAUCUGAUCUGUAAACUAGCCAAAGAGGCAGGAGCGUUUGAUGCUGUGCCUUGCUCUCAUUGGGCUGAUGGUGGCGCCGGCGCUGUGGAUCUGGCUAGAGCAGUUCAAAAGGCUGCAGACUCUCCCAGCAGCUUCAGAUUUCUUUAUGACAUUAAGUUACCCAUCGCAGACAAGAUCAGAAUCAUCGCGCAGAAGAUCUACGGUGCAGAUGACAUUGAACUUCUCCCAGAGGCCCAGCAGAAGGUGGACCUGUAUAGCAAACAGGGUUUUUCAAGUCUACCCAUAUGCAUGGCAAAAACUCAUCUGUCUCUGUCACAUGAUGCUGAAAAGAAAGGUGUCCCCACUGGAUUUGUUCUUCCCAUUCGUGACAUUCGUGCCAGUGUAGGGGCAGGCUUUCUCUACCCGCUGGUUGGCACAAUGCCGACUAUCCCAGGCCUUCCUACUCGGCCGUGUUUCUAUGACAUUGAUCUGGACACUGAGAGUGGAGAGGUUGUUGGACUCUUUUAAAUGAGGCUCUUUUAUUGGGAUUACAGUUUGUGGCGGUCCAUGUAGGAUUCUUCCAGUGGACUAAAGUCUUCCAUCGUCUCAGAUCAGAGGUUGUUGGUUGUUUGUGUUUCUAACAGAACAGAUGUUGUCAUUAACUUUCCAUCGAUUCUGAUCUAUUACAUUUGUCCAGUUUCCUAAUGAAAAUCCAUUUCUAAUAAAUAUUUUUGCUACUGUACUGGAGCAGAAAAUAAAUCUGUCCAUGCUAUGCUCUGGUCCAGGUGUUUUUGUAAGUGGUUAAAGACUUUUUUUUUUAUGAAUUGUCAUUUCUAAACAUUUUGAACACUGAAAUUUUGUUAUUUCAGUUACAAACUUUAUUCUGUCUCUAAGGUUUCUGGCUACAGUUUAAUUCUUGUCAAGUGCCAAAUGAGAGUAAGUGAGCUUCUGUGUACUGAAAGAUUGUCAGAUUCUGUUUGAAUAUUGUGUGAAAACAAACAUUCAAAUAAAUUGUGACUGAGCCUCAGA
Molecule: messenger RNA, 3427 nt
Organism: Megalobrama amblycephala (Wuchang bream)
Lineage: Eukaryota; Metazoa; Chordata; Actinopteri; Cypriniformes; Xenocyprididae
Gene: mthfd1b
Product: methylenetetrahydrofolate dehydrogenase (NADP+ dependent) 1b
Exons: 28
Coding region: 122-2926 (934 amino acids)
Biological process (GO): tetrahydrofolate interconversion
Cellular component (GO): cytosol
Molecular function (GO): methenyltetrahydrofolate cyclohydrolase activity; methylenetetrahydrofolate dehydrogenase (NADP+) activity; ATP binding
Source: RefSeq, a predicted model, not a curated record